AAUUCCGUCCGGCACAACCUCUCCUUGAACAAGUGUUUCAUCAAGGUGCCUCGGGAGAAGGGCGAGCCAGGGAAAGGUGGGUUUUGGAAGCUGGACCCCCAACAUGCUGAGCGGCUCAAGAACGGUGCCUUCAAAAAGCGGAGGAUGUCCUCGCAAAUCCACCCGGCCUUCACCAAACGAGUCCGGCAAGCAGCCCAUGGCGUUGCCGGCCCAGCCUCUUCAGUCUGCACCAGCGAGAACGUCCUCAGCAUCGACAGAGAGUCACAGAAGUUGCUGAAAGAGUUUGAAGAAAUGACCGGCGAGCACAAGUGGGGUCCAGCAGGUGGCAAAGCAGGGCAAAAACACAAGCUGCCCUUGCCCAAGCAAAUGGCCAAGGCUUCCCGGCUUGCCAACGCGGCCUUGCUGACCCAGGACCAGGCCUUGCUGACCUGGAACCAAGCCUUGCCAACCCAGGAGGAAGACGAUGACCUGAUGUUGCUGAAAGGGGACUUUGACUGGGAAUCCAUCCUCAACACCAACCUGGAUGUCGACUUCUCUGUUUUUGAGGAUCUGAAGUUCACGCCUCCAAGCAGCCCUGUACCAUGCAACGCAGACUUGUCACUACACGGGCAGCAGGUCGAUGCUCUCCAGGGGCAGGAGCAGGGGCAGGUCCUCACUGAGUCCAAGCAGAACAACCUGGACGGUGAGGAAACCUUCAAGGCCACUUCCUUCCUGGAGGACCACUGCGAUGAAGGGACAAACCUCGACGCCCUCAACGUGGACCAGUUGUUAAACAUCUGUUUGCCAGGGGAUUUGAAUGACUGGACCAGUGUGACAGCCCUCUUCUAA
Eurypyga helias (sunbittern) is the source of this 828-nucleotide messenger RNA. Its product is annotated as forkhead box protein J1-B-like. The annotation marks the transcript as partial. Gene Ontology annotation, molecular function: DNA-binding transcription factor activity; sequence-specific DNA binding. NCBI's taxonomy places the organism in Eukaryota, Metazoa, Chordata, Aves, Eurypygiformes, Eurypygidae. The record is from RefSeq and is a predicted model, not a curated record. The transcript has a single exon. Gene Ontology annotation, biological process: regulation of DNA-templated transcription.